Ricinus communis (castor bean) is the source of this 552-nucleotide messenger RNA. Its product is annotated as transcription factor MYB114. The record is from RefSeq and is a predicted model, not a curated record. The coding region runs from base 1 to 552 and encodes 183 amino acids. The transcript has 4 exons. Lineage: Eukaryota; Viridiplantae; Streptophyta; Magnoliopsida; Malpighiales; Euphorbiaceae.
AUGGGUAUAUCUGACGGUAGCAAAUUCCUUCCCCACUCCCACACACAGUCCCUACCACCCGCCAGCAGAUUGGGCUGGAGGCAAGCUAUUAGCAAGUUAACUAGUUUGAAGGUGGCCUCUGACACCAAUAACGUUUGUAGAUCAUUAUGGAGUUCAAAAGUCAGGAAAGGGUCAUGGACUCCUGAGGAAGAUGACCUCUUAAGGAAGUGCAUUCAGAAAUACGGGGAAGGUAGAUGGUGCCUGGUUCCUACAAGAGCAGGAUUGAGAAGAUGCAGGAAGAGCUGUAGAUUGAGAUGGUUGAACUAUCUCAAACCAGACAUCAAGAGAGGAGCAUUCACAGAAGAUGAAGUUGACUUGUUGAUCAGACUUCAUAAGCUGCUAGGCAACAGGUGGACAUUGAUUGCUUGUAGACUUCCAGGAAGAACAGCUAAUGACAUAAAGAACUUCUGGAACACCAAUCUAGGCAAAAAGAAGAUCGUUUCUUGCAAGAAGGGUGAUAAUGUCAAAGAAAAAACUCAGAAGACAACCAAGAUCGAUGUCAUAAAGCCUUGA